This is a messenger RNA of Emiliania huxleyi CCMP1516, 1530 nucleotides long. RefSeq lists its product as hypothetical. Lineage: Eukaryota; Haptophyta; Isochrysidales; Noelaerhabdaceae. The coding region runs from base 1 to 1530 and encodes 509 amino acids. The transcript has 10 exons. The record is from RefSeq and is a predicted model, not a curated record.
AUGGAAAGCAGCGUCGCUGUUUGGCACAAUGGAAAGAGCAGUUGGUCCGUCGUCGGCCGUGCCGGCGACCGCUGGGGCUCGGGCUGCCAGUCAGCGGUGCUGGUGGCAAAAGCGCUGCUUGGCACAAAGCAGCCCGCGCAAGCGAGCAAACUUCGUACCACUUGGACAGACGGGUCGGGCGGGUCCAUGUCCUCCAUGCUGCGGCGUCGGGUGGGCUUUAGCGCGAUCCUCUGGGCGCAGAUAACCGUCGAUUCGGCAGACGCAGGCCAGACGAUGUCGAACAGCGGCUUCUCGCCGCUGGUUUGCCUCGGCACCGCCGCCACGGGGCUGCUGCUCCUCGCCUAUCAGCUCCAGCCGGCGCCGGCGCCGCAGGUGCAGCGUGCUCCCGCAGCCCUCGGCGCGACAGCCAAGGCACGGCCAUCCAGCAUGCAGUCAGCAGCGACCGCCUUGCCGGUCGGGUCUCCGCCGCCGAUUGGCGCCGCCGGGCUCUCCGCCUCGUACCGCGACCACCUCAGCGACUCCGCGCUCGCAGAGCCCGACACACUGGCUCGCGCCGUCGCGGCGUCUGCCGCCGACGGCGAGGUGAUGCUGCUGUGCGUGGGCGGGUCGGGCGCGAUGCGGACGGGGCUCAACCUUGUGCUCAACUUCCGUGCGAUGGGCCUCUACCACAUGCUCGUCCUCGCCCUCGAACGCGACGUCUGCACCUCCCUCUGGGACGCCCUCCCCUCGCUGGCCUGCGUGUGGUGGCCGCGCCGGCUCGAGGCGCCCAGGCCGGCGUCGCUCUACAACACAAUGUUCAACAAGGUUGCGCUCGCCUUCUUCGAGGCUCGCAAGGUGCUGCUCGAGCGGCUCGUGGUGAAGCACCGCCUCAACGUCCUCCAUCUCGACGCGGACACGAUCUGGUUCGCCAACCCUUACCCCGUCCUCAAGACGGUCUACCGCGACCACGCCAUCGUCGUUCAGGCCGACAACCCCUUCGCCAACGCCGGCCUCCUGUGGGCGCAGAGGGGGGCUAAGUACGAACGCCUAGCCGACUCGGAGCGUUCAACACGCGUUAGGCAUUCUGCGUGGGUGCUCGAGGAGCUCAACCGGCGCAUCGACCGGUUCACCUAUCGGCCAGAGUCCGCCAACCUGAACGACAUCAUCGCGUCGUCUCUCAACGGCGCCCCCACGUUUGCGGCCGGCGUCGAGUUCUACGAGGCCCGCUUCAAGAAAGACAAGGGGUCGCAGGAGGCGGCCAAGCGGAUGCAGGACGGCCGAUAUCGACGCGCAAGCGCAGCCGCGCGGCAAUACUACCCUACCAACCCGGCGCCCGCCGCGUCGCUGCUUCUCGCGCCCGAGUGGCUCUUCUCUCACUUUCCGUACGGCAUCUUCUUCCCGGCACCCAACGGGCCGACGCUGCUCAAGCGGCGCCUCCUCGCGGCGGCCGGCUGGCGGGUGAUCAGCGUUCCAUUCUUCGAGUGGGACGCCUUGCCGACGGCCAGCGAGCGACAAACCUACCUGGAGAGGGCGGUCGCCCUGUCGGAGUAA